CCUAAAAUUAUUUUCUUUUUUUGAAUGAAGAAGGAUAUGCAGUUCCAAGCACCCAAUUGCCUCCAUCGCCUCAGAGGCUUGGCUGAGGCCAGAUUGCAAGGAGCCAAACAACCCAGGGGCAGCAAACUCUGCACCCCCUCCCAACAUCACCUCAAGAGCCAGGGUUAAAGGCAGUUUUUGUGGAGAGACAUAGUGGGAAGUAUCCCACUAUUUUCUAAAGGCUGAGGUGACCUAGGAAGAGAUUUUAAAUUACAUGGGAGAAGCCCAGGCUUUGUGGGCCAAAAUGGCAUCUCUUGGUGGUCCCAUGCAGAGGAUCAUUGGAGUCUGCAUAGCAAGGGAUGCUGUUGAGGGGUGAAUGAUUGUGGAUGGAGUACAACUUUUUUGCACGAGAGAGAUAUUGGAACAGAGAGAACUUGGGGAUACGCUUGUAGCCAAGAGCUGGUCAGGCCUCUGUAAGUCCCAGGCAUCCCCCUCCUGUGACUUUGGAAAAGGAUGUUAAUGAAGGGUAAGUCAGAAAUUUCCUCUGCAUUUGUCUUCAUAUAAAUCUACCUUUCCCUCUUCCCCCCUCCUUCUUUAUUUUGCAGAUAUUUUCCUCCCCUGUUCCCAAGAUCCUCCUCCUGAGCGGCCACCAUGGGAAGUAAAACUCUGCCAGCCCCCGUGCCUAUCCAUCCUUCCCUCCAGCUUACCAACUACUCCUUCCUGCAAGCAUUCAAUGGGCUGCCCGCUGUGCCCUCCGACCACCUCUCCAACCUCUACGGCUUCAGUGCCCUGCACGCUGUGCACCUGCACCAGUGGACUCUGGGGUACCCAGCCAUGCACCUGCCCCGUUCCUCCUUCUCCAAAGUGCCCAGCGUCUCGAGCCUGGUGGAUGCACGAUUCCAGCUGCCAACCUUCCCACUCUUUCCACAUGUCAUCCAGCCCAAGCAAGAGGCUACCAAUGUGACCCUCAAAGCCAAACCCCGCUUUGACUUUGCCAACUUAGCAGUGGCUGCCACACAAGAGGACCACUCUAAACUGGGACAGGCAGACAGUCAGGGCUCACCUGCAGGGCUGGGGUCUUUGCUUGAGGUGACUAAACUCUCUCCAGAGAAGAAACCCACGCGGGGAAGGUUACCGUCCAAAACCAAGAAGGAGUUUGUGUGUAAAUUCUGCGGCAGGCACUUCACCAAGUCCUACAACCUUUUGAUCCAUGAAAGAACCCACACAGAUGAACGGCCCUACACAUGUGACAUUUGUCACAAGGCCUUCCGAAGACAGGAUCACCUGAGGGAUCACAGAUAUAUCCAUUCUAAAGAAAAGCCUUUUAAGUGUCAAGAAUGUGGGAAAGGAUUUUGCCAGUCCAGAACACUAGCGGUCCACAAGACACUGCACACGCAAGUAAAGGAACUGAAACCUGCCAAACUUAAGUGUUGAAUAUCCAACUUCUAUGAACUUCUCUUCCCCUUCAGACUUUACACCAAAACCAGAGCAGAAACAAAACUUUCAGGAUGGGAGCACUGGACUUUGUGCUUUGUUGUUGUUUGUACUUUAAAAAGGGCAAAAUCCGCACCCCUGUAAUCCCCCAUCCAAGCAAUUAACUUCCUAAGUCGUGGGUAAAAAGAUUAUUUUGAAUUUAAAAUAUACAUGAAUGAUACAGAGAGUGCUAGCUGACUUAUGUGGCUUUGAUAAACUUUAUGCCAAAAGGUGGUGCUCAUGUGUUGGACAGGAAUCUCUCUCAAGCCAAACAAAACCCCACAAGACACCUCUUCCCAAUCCCUCUCCCCCCAAAAAAACCCAAAAUCAUAGCUUCCAAAGGUAUUACUUAAAAAAAUCCAACCUCUUAUUUUAUACUUUUUUUUGACUGUAUAAAGCUUCUUAUUUUUACACUUCAGGAAAUACAGAGAAUUCCAGAAGAAAAUUAAGAACUGAAAUGGUGGUUUCUCGUCACAGCACCAUUAGGACAAGGAGAAGGGCAACUUGCAAAUCUCUUUUGCUGGUUUGUUUUCAGAAAAGGAGAAGGAAGAUUAAUGUUUGGAAAUGACCUAAUUCUCUCAAGUGGGGAAUCCUAUCGUGCAGUAGAAAAUGCAGACCCACAGGUCCCUGGUGUUUGUGACAGAUCAAUGUUGAUGGGAUAUGGAGACCUUUUCAAUUACUUUGUGGUCUAGUGCGCUGUGAGGAAGUUUGUAACUUGUGGACUUAUUUAAAAAAAAACAGAAGAAAGAAAGAAAGAUGGCAGUACAUCAGACUGACGGUAUGCACAACGUGGUUUUAGUGGUACUUUAAAGUCUUCGUGUGUCCUGGUGUGAGAGAACAAAUCUCAACUUGAGAGCAUAUUUUUUUAAAUGCUGGCUUUCUGAACAGUGUAUUCAAAUUAAGAGACAUUCCAAUAAGUUUUGUUUAUUAAAGAAAAAAAAAAAGUUGUAUGGCUGUUUGGCACUUUAUGCUGAUUAUUGGUAAUUGACAUUUAUCACUGGAUUGUGUGUGGUUUUUAAGUAUUAAAAUAAAUUGUUAUUUUACAGGCAAA
This is a messenger RNA of Lepidothrix coronata (blue-crowned manakin), 2503 nucleotides long. RefSeq names its product odd-skipped related transciption factor 1 (gene OSR1). Lineage: Eukaryota; Metazoa; Chordata; Aves; Passeriformes; Pipridae. The record is from RefSeq and is a predicted model, not a curated record. Gene Ontology annotation, molecular function: RNA polymerase II transcription regulatory region sequence-specific DNA binding; DNA-binding transcription factor activity, RNA polymerase II-specific. Gene Ontology annotation, cellular component: nucleus. Gene Ontology annotation, biological process: embryo development; regulation of transcription by RNA polymerase II; urogenital system development. Bases 631 to 1413 code for a protein of 260 amino acids. The transcript is spliced from 2 exons.